Messenger RNA from Aquila chrysaetos chrysaetos, 1754 nucleotides. RefSeq names its product fructose-1,6-bisphosphatase isozyme 2. Gene Ontology annotation, biological process: gluconeogenesis; fructose 6-phosphate metabolic process; sucrose biosynthetic process. Gene Ontology annotation, molecular function: fructose 1,6-bisphosphate 1-phosphatase activity. The coding region runs from base 193 to 1215 and encodes 340 amino acids. The transcript has 7 exons. Gene Ontology annotation, cellular component: cytosol; cytoplasm. Lineage: Eukaryota; Metazoa; Chordata; Aves; Accipitriformes; Accipitridae. The record is from RefSeq and is a predicted model, not a curated record.
GGCGGUGGAGCCAGCCUGGGGUGCAGUUAUUCUGAGCACUCAAUCACAUGGUCUCAGAAACAUCUUAAUAAACUCUGCCCAGCAACGCAGCCAACGGCUUCGCCUCAAAAUAAAACAGCUACCCAGGAUCUCAGCGUGGCAAGAAAGCCUCUCGUCCAGCGGAGAAUAUAGGAACUCUGGUACCCAGCAAAAAUGUCUGACAAAACCCCCUUCGAAACGGAUAUGCUGACGCUCACGCGAUUUGUUAUGGAGAAGGGACGCCGCGUUAAAGGAGCGACAGGGGAGCUGACACAGCUGCUCAACUCCAUGCUGACUGCCAUAAAGGCCAUUUCCUCUGCAGUCAGAAAGGCAGGCCUUGCCCACAUGUUUGGUAUAGCUGGCACUGUGAACGUGACUGGUGACGAAGUGAAGAAGCUGGACGUAUUAUCCAACUCCCUGGUGAUUAAUAUGCUCCAGUCCUCCUACAGCACCUGCGUCCUGGUCACGGAGGAGAACAAGGAGGCCAUCAUUACCCCGAAAGAGAAGCGGGGUAAAUAUGUGGUGUGCUUUGACCCCCUUGAUGGCUCAUCCAACAUAGACUGCUUGGCACCAAUAGGAACAAUAUUUGCUAUCUACAAAAAGGAAACAGACAACGAGCCCUCUGAAAAAGACGCUUUGCAGCCCGGACGCAAUAUUGUUGCUGCAGGCUAUGCCUUGUAUGGCAGUGCUACACUGGUAGCCCUCUCCACGGGGCAAGGAGUGGACUGCUUCAUGCUCGAUCCGGCUCUCGGUGAAUUUAUUUUGGUGGACAGAGAUGUUAAAAUCAAGAAGAAAGGGAAAGUAUAUAGUCUCAACGAAGGUUAUGCAAAGUAUUUUGAUCCUGCAAUGACAGAAUAUUUACAAAAGAAGAAAUUCCCUGAGGAUGGCAGUUCCCCAUAUGGUGCCAGGUACGUGGGCUCCAUGGUAGCUGAUGUUCACCGUACAUUGAUGUAUGGUGGGAUCUUCAUGUACCCUGCUAAUCAGAAGAGUCCUAAAGGAAAGCUCCGACUUCUCUACGAGUGCAACCCUAUGGCUUUCAUCAUUGAGCAGGCAGGUGGGGUGGCGACUACAGGGACUGAGGCGGUGUUGGAUGUGAAACCUGAGAGUAUUCACCAGAGAGUCCCUCUUAUCCUUGGCUCUCCAGAGGACGUGCAAGAAUACCUUGCUUGUGUACAGAAACACCAGAAGAGCAGCUAAAGGCUUUUCUACAUCAGACCUUGCUCAUUCGUCUUCAAUCUACAGGAAAAGCUGUACCUUUCAAGAUGGUGGAUUCUAGCAAUUAGCACCCAUCUCUCAGUGAAAAUCCUACUUUAUGAGAACUAGAAAAAUAGUGAGAAUGUUUGAUGGGAAAACCAAAAAUUUCAUUUGCAGACAAAUGUAAAAAUCCUUUAAGUCUGAUUUAUGCAAUGCAAAAGUAGAGACAGAGGCCUGAUUAUUAAACAGAAGUGACUUAUUUUAUAUAAUAUUAACAAAAGGAAGUGGAUUGUGUCAGUACCCCCAUUUGAUCUGAAGCUUUACAUCUGAUAUUACACAGUUGGCAUUGUUUGACACAGGAUUGUCACAUCAACAUUCGCAAUGCCAUUAUCUGGAUUUUCUGUCAGAAGUGUUGUUGCAGUUGCUUUUUAUCUUGACAGCCCUGAGAAGACCAAAAGUCUCAUGCUGUCUGAAACAGUGUUUUUAAGCUCCAAAUUAUAUAUGUCUUCAGUAAUUAAUAAAGAUAAAAAGGCUGCAAUGUU